AUGCAUAAAUAUCCCAGGCCCGAACAAUUGGAUGCCAAUCCUGAUUCACCUACAGCAGCAAAAGAAUGGUUUCACUGGAAACGAACUUUUACGAAUUUUCUAACCUCUGCCGGAGAAGCAGUUCCAGACAAACUGAUAAUGUUGAUCAAUUUUGUUUCGCCGCGUAUAUAUGAGUAUAUUGGUGAAUGUGAAACUUACGAUACCGCUAUAUCACUGUUAGAAGCUGUGUAUGUUCGACCAACAAACGAGGUUCUAGCUAGGCACUUGUUAAUAACACGCAGACAACAGACAGGUGAGACACUUGACCAGUUUCUACAAGAGCUUAAAGUAUUGGCAAAGGAUUGUAACUUUCAACCAGUGACGGCCGAUAAAUAUAAGGAAGAAUACACAAGGGACGCGUUUAUAAAUGGACUUUGCUCACAAAUUGUUCGACAGCGUUUGUUGGAAAAUAAAACUCUUGACCUUAAGACAAUGUUUAAUCAGGCGCGAACAUUAGAUCUAGCUCAACGCAGUAAUGAAAUGUAUGUUCAGCCAUAUUCUGUGACAGCCGCGAUUGGACAAAAACCAGAUGAAAGUGUUCCAGAUACCACAAAAAAACUUCAAUUCGUUACUGAAGAAGACAAGAUUACAGCAGCUGCUGCACAACGACCCGGAAGUAAACAAAAGUGCUUCUUUUGUGGGAAUAAUGCUCAUGCGAGACGUUUUUGUCCGGCAAAGGAUGCCUCUUGUCAUAACUGUAGUAAGAAAGGACACUUUUCGAAAGUGUGUAAAUCUAAUACAACAAGUACUGGGACAUCUGCCUCUUGUACUCCCAUAUUAGCAACUGUAACUGCUGCAUCUCCGCAAUGUUUAAAGAAAGCAGUCAUAAAUGUGCGUGUGAAUGAACGUCCGUGCAAAGCCUUGAUAGACAAAGGUAGUUCUGAAAGUUUCAUUGAUAGACAAUUUGCAAAAUUAAUGUCAUUAAAUAUAAAUGACGCUACCGGAAGUGUAUCGAUGGCAUCCAGUGCUCUCAGUAGUCCUACAGUAGGAAUUUGCAAUGUAAACUUAAACAUUGAUGGACAUUUCUAUCGGAAUAUGCAGUUAUCUGUCCUCAAUAAACUCUGUUGUGACAUUAUAUUGGGACAGGACUUCAUGAAAAGACACGACAGUAUAAAAAUAAGUUUCGGUGGAAGCAGACCAGCCGUAGAAAUAAAUGACUCAAAUACAGUUUGUGGUUUAGCUGCUUCAAGUGUUGAUCCGCCGGAAUUAUUUGCUACCUUGACAAGUGAAUGCCGACCUAUUGCUACAAAAUCAAGGAAGUACAGUGCAGUCGAUAGAGAAUUCAUAGAAAAGGAGACAACAAGAUUACUUACCGGAGGUAUAAUCGAGCCUAGUAUGUCACCAUGGAGAGCUCAAGUUUUAGUGACUUCAAAUGAAAGGCACAAGAAAAGACUAGUAAUCGAUUACUCUCAAACUAUAAACAGAUUUACUGAACUUGAUGCUUAUCCGUUUCCUAACAUUAAUCAAAUGGUCUCAGAUAUCGCCAAAUACAAGGUAUACAGUACGCUUGAUUUACGAAGUGCCUAUCACCAAAUUCCGUUACGUGAACAUGAAAAGAAGUAUACAGCUUUUGAAGCCAAUGGCAGUUUAUAUCAAUUUCGGCGAGUCCCCUUUGGCGUUACGAACGGAGUUGCUUGUUUUCAAAGGGUAAUUGACCGUCUAGUGGCCGAAAACAAAUUAGAAGCAGUAUUUGUGUAUAUCGACAAUAUCACAAUAGGCGGAAUGGACCAAACCGAACAUGACGAAAACUUACGUCGAUUUCUUGAUGUUGCCGACAAACAUCAGCUAACAUUUAAUGAGGACAAAUGUGUGUACUCUGUCGAGUCAUUUGAUCUACUUGGAUAUACCAUCAGUCAAGUCCUAAAUCGGUGA
Molecule: messenger RNA, 1911 nt
Organism: Mytilus trossulus (common blue mussel)
Lineage: Eukaryota; Metazoa; Mollusca; Bivalvia; Mytilida; Mytilidae
Exons: 2
Coding region: 1-1911 (636 amino acids)
Molecular function (GO): nucleic acid binding; zinc ion binding
Source: RefSeq, a predicted model, not a curated record